This is a messenger RNA of Alternaria hordeiaustralica, 1242 nucleotides long. RefSeq lists its product as uncharacterized. Lineage: Eukaryota; Fungi; Ascomycota; Dothideomycetes; Pleosporales; Pleosporaceae. The transcript has 2 exons. The record is from RefSeq and is a predicted model, not a curated record. The coding region runs from base 1 to 1242 and encodes 413 amino acids.
AUGCCCCGCCAUCCGAAUUCGACAUCGGUAGUAGAGGUGGCUCCUGCUGAAGAACAGACCGCUCUACCCGAACGACAGGAUGCCAAUCCUUCAAGUACUCCUACAACCCAUAUCUCACAGCGUGUUACAAGAUCCAAGAGCCACCAUAGUGGAACUUCUGCAUGGGUUCGCCGUACUACACGCAAUGUGAACGAGGUUUCUACGGAUCAAGUUCUUACCGAAGAGGAGCAGCUGGAAGCCGCCCUGGCCGAGUCUUUGGCACAAGCGUCCGCGAGACCCGCCCAGGAAGGCCCAGUAAAGCAGACACGGAAGAGGCCCUCAAAGUCCAGGGGUCUCCUGACUUCGCAGAAAGCGCAGGAAGCAUUACCUCGACUCCAUGGACAACACACUACUCUGAAGCUGCCAAGACUAAGAAUUACAAACGACAGAAUAUUGGUUGUAAGGGAAGUAGACAGCCUAGCGCAAUCGCUGGAUACUGACGAACCAUUGGAUGCUUUCGAUCUUGAGCAAGCUAAGGACCUCGAACGUCGACGGCAACUCCUAUAUUUAGCAAAGCUCGAACGGCAGGAAGGCUACAUACCCCCUGUUCAAGGUGAGCAAGAAAGCGCCAUGCGCAGCACGCUUGUUCACGAUGUGGAUAACGAUGACUUCACUGCUGCAUUCAUCCUAAGGGAGAUGGCAAACAGUGACAUCACUGCUGAUCCUGAGAGCAUGGAUUUUGUCCAGAGGCUCAUGAAUCCGUCCGCUUCUGGAAGGACUUUGGAGUCGACCCACUCGGCUAAUAAAGAGAACACGCGCGAGGAUCCACCCCUUCGUCGUUCGACACGAAAUAAGACUUCCGCUGCUCCCGGAAGUAGAGAUUUGUGCUCAAAGACCAUCGAAUCUGAGCAACCAGCACCUGAGCCCUUGAAACUGGAUGAGGGCGAAGGUUUCAUGCCAUCCGCGGCGAACGAAUUCAAGUUUAAGUACGACAGCCCUUCCGGACUUCAAGCUAAAGAACUUGACGCACUUCUGAAGCCUCCGAGUCGUCCUAAGGCCUUUCCGGCUGAUAUUGCUGGUGAGAAGACUUUCGGCCAUAAGAGCUACAAAGGUUUUGGUAGUAGGCCGAAGGAGAAUGCUGCAGAUGAUAGGGUCAGAGAAAUGGAACUCGAACAUGCGCGAACACAGCAAGACGUAGAGAUGGCUAUGGAGCAAGAGGAUAUGUGGAGCGAGUUUUAUGGAGUUGAUGAAUGGGAGGAGUAG